AGCAGAGACCCACGAAGCCCUGUCUCUAUGCGGCGAAGCUAUGCUCCUUCCAAGCGUUAGACUUGACGGUGCUUGGGAAAGGCCAGUGGGAAGCUCAUAUUUGCCUCUACCCUUCUAACUUUUUUUAGGCUUAUAUUCGAUGAGGAAAUAAAGCAAAACCUUGUCGUUUCUAUGACAAAUAUCCGUGAGUAUAUACAUGCUUAUAUUCUAUAGAAUCUAACCAUGGGACUAGUGAGAUUCUCAUACAGGCCGGGGCGUAACCCGAUGUCAGUUGUCAACCGCCUCAUUCUGUUGUCGGGCCCGCCUGGAACAGGAAAAACGUCAUUAUCUACUUCCCUUGCUCAAAAACUCUCGAUACGCAUGAACAAAAAGUUCGGAGAGACGAUCCUUUUGCAGCUGAAUGCUGCAACGCUACUAUCGCACUAUUUCGGGCAGAGUGCGGUGAAAAUCCACUCAAUCUUCGAAGAGCUUGCGGCUCAGUCGGCAGAACUACCAAAUACUUUGAUGGUAUUGCUGAUUGACGAGAUUGAAAGUCUUGCAGCCUCUCGCGAGACGGCCAGUGCAAGGAGCGAGGUGCACGAUGCCGUGCGCGCUACAAAUGCCCUUCUCACCGGAUUCGACAUGGUUAAGGACGACGCUAAUGUGUUCAUUAUAUGCACCUCAAAUCUUUCCGGCUCACUUGAUGCCGCGUUUGUUGAUCGUUGUAGUCGCCACAUUAAUAUACCCCAACCUUCUUCCGCCGCCCGAUAUGAGAUUUUGCGGCACAGUAUCAAUAGACUUGUGGAAUGCGAGAUUAUCAAGUCCCCAGAAACUCCACUCCCUACAUACGUAGGUGCAAAGUGCAGGCUCCCCGUUGACUACGAAACUGCCGGAUGCGCUCUCCGGCGUCUUGCCCAUAAACUCGAGGACAACGGUCCAAAUGGGCAACUGGUGAGCGCACGCUGGCUCAGCCAGCUAGCCGGGAUAUCCUUGGCCAACAAUCUCGAGCCCAACGCGAUCUGUACAGUUGACCAUGCUGUCCAGCUAAUGGAUCGAUAUGUUGAAGAGAACUGUGAACGCAGCACGCACGGAGCGAAAAGCAGAAAAAGAUACCUGAGGAAGUUGAAUCAGGAGCUCUCUGAUACAGAAGACGAGUGCCUUAAUACAGCAAAGAAACUAAAGCCUGAUCCCAGACAUGGGACGUCGGGUUUUCAGAUAGAUGAAUUUAUGUUCCCGAAUACAGACCCGGGUACCAUGAUGGAGAUGGUUGAUAAGGAGCUCGCAAGCUGGCGCAAAAGCAAGGGCAACGAAAACGCCAAGCCUUCGCUGACCGAAGCCGAAGAAAUAAUCUGCGAAGCUUAUGAUGAAUGGUCUACUCGUGGUCAAUGCCAGUGCAGGGAUAUUAUACGCAAUAGGCUUCUCGAUUACGUAGAGCAUGGUUUCCCGGUCGAUAGGUACGCGUUCUUGUAGAUGCAUAGGGGCUUAUUAAUGUGGUCAAUUUAGCUGGUGCUUUUUACUAGAUGCAUAGGGGCUUGUUGCUGUGGACAUUUUCGCUGCUGUUGUCACAUCCUGCUAUAGAGUUUGCGAACUUCUAUUCUUAGUAGCUAUUUUCACAGCAAAAGGCCACUGCUAUAUACCUUAGGCAGUUGCUUAUAUUAAUUAAUACGGCUUAUAUAACGUGGUUUAUCAGUACCUGGCGCAUAUCAGUACCUCGCGCAUAUCAGUACCUCGCGCA
Messenger RNA from Pseudogymnoascus destructans, 1714 nucleotides. RefSeq lists its product as uncharacterized. Gene Ontology annotation, biological process: meiotic recombination checkpoint signaling; reciprocal meiotic recombination. Lineage: Eukaryota; Fungi; Ascomycota; Leotiomycetes; Thelebolales; Thelebolaceae. Gene Ontology annotation, molecular function: ATP binding; ATP hydrolysis activity. The record is from RefSeq and is a predicted model, not a curated record. The coding region runs from base 223 to 1449 and encodes 408 amino acids. Gene Ontology annotation, cellular component: nucleus; chromosome. The transcript has 2 exons.